This is a messenger RNA of Eurytemora carolleeae, 1903 nucleotides long. RefSeq lists its product as uncharacterized. Gene Ontology annotation, biological process: sodium ion transmembrane transport. The transcript is spliced from 6 exons. The record is from RefSeq and is a predicted model, not a curated record. Gene Ontology annotation, cellular component: membrane. Gene Ontology annotation, molecular function: ligand-gated sodium channel activity. NCBI's taxonomy places the organism in Eukaryota, Metazoa, Arthropoda, Copepoda, Calanoida, Temoridae. The coding region runs from base 171 to 1583 and encodes 470 amino acids.
GAAAUGAAGUAAUUGGGAACAGAAUUUCAGCUUAUAGAAAUACUUCUGGAGGACGACAGGAUAGUUGGCAAAGUCUAACCAAAACUGAGAAACAUUGUGUGUCUGAUGAGUAUGAGAAACUGUUUAACAAUCUACCAGAGUUUGAGGACCCAUGCAUUGACCCAUCCAGCAUGUGUGAAGAGUUCUGUAAGAAUAUGGCACUAAUGCAAAAACAUGCAAAGGAUGAGAAAAUACAAAAGUUGUUGCGCUAUGUCUCCCAUCCAGCUAAAUAUUCUAAGAACAGCACCUGGACUGUGCCAUUUUGUUUCACAGGAAAUGAACAAGAGAAGUUUACACAAUUGAUAAAGAAACCAAAUGUAAAUACGGGAUCUAAUGAAACCAACUAUGGAUACAAAUUCUGUGAAUCUGUUGAACAACGUUUCACAGAUGUAGGUUUAUGUACAACUUUCCAUGACACCAAUGUGACCUAUCCUCCUAAAGGAAUUUCAAAGCCAUUUCAAAAAGGAAUCACUAUGAUUUUGGAUUCUUUUGCAUAUUUUACCAUUACCAGGGAAAUGAGGACUUUCAGGGAUUACUUUAAGGAGUCUGAAUUAAGCUUAAUCUCCCCAGAAACUUUAACUGAUAACAGCUAUAAUGAUUUCUAUGUAUUUCUUCAUUCCAAGGAUGAUAUUCCGCUCUUUCAAGGACCUGAAGACAAAAGGAUUUCAUUGAGGAAUGGAAAACAUCAAACAACAGCCAACUAUUUAAAAGAGUAUAGGAUUCCAUUUACUGUAAAAAUUACAGAAACAGAGAAGAUCCUUGAAAAAUACAGUAUCACACAGCGUAAGUGUAGGUUUAAGCAUGAACUUGGAGAAAUGAAAUUAUUCCAAAUAUAUUCCAAACAAAAUUGUAUCUUUGAAUGUAAACUAGAGAUGGUAAGGAAGAUGUGUAACUGUUUACCCUGGUAUCUGGACCUCAAGAACCAAACUGAACCUGUUUGUAACCUAUUUGGGAAUAAAUGCUAUGAACAGAGCACCAUUCAAGCAAACCAACAUCUUGACUUCAGCAAUCCAAAUAAUCCACCGUGCGAUUGCUUUCCAGACUGUGAGGGUGUAAGCUAUAAUCCCUCCUCAGAGACAAGGACACCUACAGCUCUGGAGAACAGAAAUAUUCUUGAUCUUGAAUUACAAUUAAGAAAAAGGGUUUGGGAUGAUGAUGCAAUGGUGAUUGAGUUUAACAAAAAAAAAUUCCUAUUUGAUUAUGUUGCAGACAUGCUGAAAGAAGAAGGAGGCAAGAUAUUUUACAGAUCUAACCUAACAUCAGAUAUUGAUAACAUGGUAGACAAAAGACUUUGCACAGAAAGUCUCAUAAACUGUCUCAUCUGGCAGAGGGCUGUAAAUCUUGCAUCAGUUUGGUUGGAUUUUGAGGACAACUAUUUUGUCAAGGAACAUUUGAUUGAAAGAGUUCCGAUCGGAGACAAAAUUUCAUCCAUUGGAAGAACACUUGGUUUGUUUCUGGGAUUCUCGUUCUUGAGUAUUGUUGAUCUAGUUUACUGGGUUAUCAAAACAGUUGAAGUACGGAUGAGAAGGAGGAAACGGAAAUAGAAAGGAUGAGAAAGAGAAAAAAGAACGCUUGAAAAAUAUUCACCCCUAAUGGUGAUUUAGGUGUUCUUGUUUAUUAGUCAGUAAGCAUUUACAAACUGUAGAUUUUUGGUUGGACUACACAUUUUUAAUAACAAACUCCAUUAUACUUUCUUCAAUGACAGAAAGUUUAUUUUGAAACAGCCUGGGCACACCUAGAUGUUAUAGUGACAAAGUCGACUUUGUGCAAUAAUUGCAAUGUCCUAAAUUGUAAGAAUUUUCGUAAAAUCUCUAGAUGUUUUCUAAAUGUAAACUUUUCUUCUAAAAUAAAUGUUUUUUUGUUG